Molecule: messenger RNA, 1572 nt
Organism: Penicillium alfredii
Lineage: Eukaryota; Fungi; Ascomycota; Eurotiomycetes; Eurotiales; Aspergillaceae
Product: cytochrome P450
Exons: 4
Coding region: 1-1572 (523 amino acids)
Biological process (GO): ergosterol biosynthetic process
Molecular function (GO): heme binding; monooxygenase activity; oxidoreductase activity, acting on paired donors, with incorporation or reduction of molecular oxygen
Source: RefSeq, a predicted model, not a curated record
AUGGGCCUCUUCGCAAGUUUCCUCGACACGUUCUGCGAGCACUGCUCCUCCCAGUCCAUCUAUACCUUGGCUGCUGUCGGACUGCUCUCGUUCCUCACACUGUCUGUGGUGACCAAUGUCCUCUGCCAGCUGCUGCUCAAGAACCCCCACGAGCCCCCUGUGGUUUUCCAUUGGUUCCCCUUUGUCGGCAGCACUAUCAGCUAUGGCAUGGAUCCGUACAAGUUUUUCUUCGAUUGUCGCGCAAAGUAUGGCGAUAUCUUCACUUUCGUGCUUCUCGGCAAGAAAACCACUGUGUAUCUGGGCACCAAGGGCAAUGACUUUAUCCUCAAUGGCAAGCUUCGCGACGUCUGCGCUGAAGAAGUCUAUUCCCCGUUGACGACACCCGUCUUUGGUCGCAACGUUGUCUACGACUGCCCCAACUCCAAACUGAUGGAGCAGAAGAAGUUUGUCAAAUUCGGCCUGACUUCCGAAGCGCUUCGAUCUUAUGUUCGUUUGAUCACCAACGAAGUCGAUCAGUUUGUGAAGACCUCCGCCGCGUUCCAAGAGCCCAAAGGCACGUUCGACGUCUCCAAGAUCAUCGCAGAGAUUACAAUUUACACCGCCUCACGCUCGUUACAAGGAAAGGAAGUUCGCGACCGAUUUGAUUCUACCUUUGCGGAAAUGUACCAUGACCUGGAUAAGGGUUUCGCCCCGAUCAAUUUCAUGCUCCCCUGGGCACCGCUUCCUCACAACCGCAAGCGCGACGCCGCGCAACGAAAGCUGACCGAGACCUAUAUGGAUAUCAUCCAAGAACGUCGCAAGGCGAAUGACCAGAAGGAUUCGGAGGAUAUGGUGUGGAAUCUGAUGUCAUGCGUGUAUAAGAACGGCCGCUCGGUCCCUGAUGAAGAAGUCGCCCAUAUCAUGAUCGCACUUUUGAUGGCGGGCCAGCAUUCCUCGUCCUCCACCGCUGCCUGGAUCGUCCUACGCCUCGCAACCCGCCCAGAAAUCAUGGAAGAACUCUACCAAGAACAGCUUCGAGUCCUGGGUGCCGAUUUGCCUGGCCCCACUUAUGAAGAUCUCCAAAAGCUCGACCUGCAUUCUAAGGUGAUCAAGGAAACUCUUCGCAUCCACGCCCCGAUCCAUUCGAUCAUUCGCGCUGUCAAGAACCCGAUGCCCGUGGAAGGAACUUCGUAUGUCAUCCCGACCACCCACAAUGUCUUGUCCUCGCCGGGCGUCACCGCACGAUCUGAAGACUUCUUCCCUGAGCCUUUGAAGUGGGACCCUCACCGAUGGGAUGAGACUCCGGCGGCCAAGGACGAAGACGAGGAAGAGCAGAUCGACUAUGGGUAUGGGUUGGUCAGCAAGGGUACCAAUAGCCCGUAUCUCCCAUUCGGCGCUGGCCGGCAUCGGUGCAUCGGCGAACAAUUCGCCUAUGUGCAACUGGGCACAAUCCUGGCUGCACUGGUGAGGCAUUUCAAAUUUUCCAAAUCCUCCGACUUCACGGAUAUCCCCGAGACGGACUACUCGUCGUUGUUCUCCAAGCCUGCCGGGAAAUCCUUCGUGCAGUACGAGAAGCGCGGCACUAAAGCAUGA